Messenger RNA from Tyto alba (common barn owl), 859 nucleotides. It is a transcript of the gene POLE4, whose product is annotated as DNA polymerase epsilon 4, accessory subunit. The transcript has 5 exons. Gene Ontology annotation, molecular function: protein heterodimerization activity. Gene Ontology annotation, cellular component: nucleus; epsilon DNA polymerase complex. Bases 1 to 420 code for a protein of 139 amino acids. NCBI's taxonomy places the organism in Eukaryota, Metazoa, Chordata, Aves, Strigiformes, Tytonidae. The record is from RefSeq and is a predicted model, not a curated record.
AUGAAACAGCGCGGGCAGGAGGAGGAGGAGGCGGAGGAAGGGGAGAAGGAGGAGCGGCAGCUCCCGAUGCACCACUGGCUUGGACCCCGCUGCCGGCCGGGGCCGGGCGCGGAGGCGGCGGGGCCGGGGCCGGGGCCGGGGCCGGGGGAGGAGGCGGCGGGGCCGGGGCCGGCUCGCCUGGCCCGGCUGCCGCUGGCGCGGGUGAAGGCGCUGGUGAAGGCGGACCCGGACGUCAGCCUGGCCAGCCAGGAGGCCGUCUUCGUCCUGGCGCGGGCCACGGAGUUGUUUGUUGAAACCAUAGCCAAAGAUGCUUACAUGUAUGCUCAGCAAGGAAGAAGGAAAACUCUGCAGAGAAAAGACCUGGAUAAUGCCAUUGAAGCUAUUGAUGAAUUUGCUUUUUUGGAAGGUACUUUGGACUGAGCUGGACAGAGAUGGAGCUCUCUGAAGAAAAAGACUGCAGAGAUGGGUGUGGGGUGGAAAACAGGACAUUGAGAGCUCAAAAAUAGUUCCUCGAAUUGAAAUACUGAAAUGGCAGCCAUAAUAUUUUGUAUAAAGUUUAAGUUGUUGUAAGUUCUUUAUUUAAAAUGCGUAUUUCUUCAGAAAUAUCUUGUCUGUCACUUAACUGUGCCCUGCUGCUGUGGUGCAGACUGCUCUCCAGCUUUGGCUAGGUUGCACAGCAGUCGCUUGGAGUAGCGGUUCCUGCCUCUCCAGGUACUCUGCAGCACCACAAAGCUGUGAAUGGAGAGUGGUUUGGCUCAGCUGCCCAGGCAUGGUGAAUUUUUUUGAUGGAAAUGUAGUUUUCUGUGUAUAUGUUUGUUUCAUGGCCGAACACAAUUAAAUUUCUUAUUUUUUUUGUGGA